Elaeis guineensis (African oil palm) is the source of this 2358-nucleotide messenger RNA. Lineage: Eukaryota; Viridiplantae; Streptophyta; Magnoliopsida; Arecales; Arecaceae. The record is from RefSeq and is a predicted model, not a curated record.
AAGCUUCACCUCUAAGCGGGAAAUAUGCUAUACGCGCGUUUCUCGCUACUCUGCUCUCUCUCUAUAUAAACCCCUCCCCUACCCCUUUCUUUCUCCCAUCCCUCAUUUGGCCCGGGUGGCUCGUUAAUUCUUCAUCCCCUCCUGUCUCUUCCGUGAUUCUGCUUGCACCUCAAAUGUCUUUUGACAUCAGAAAGGAUUACCCAUGGUUUCUUUGGUGUAACUUUUGGUUCGUAUGCCGUAGUCGGUUGUGGUGUUCUCGUCGUAUAUUGUUUCGGCACUGGACUUGAUAGGCAUAAAAGUUUUGUCUCAGCACUGGACUUGGUAGAUAUUCAAAGGGUUUGUGGAUUUUUCGGUUAGAAUUUUCCAUUUCCGAGUUUAAAGAGGUUGUAAUUGCGAUAAAUUUGAGGAUAAUUCUGAUAAGUGCAGAUAUAAUUUUUCUUGCUGUUGGACUAAGACCAGUUUUGGAUCUCAUUUUAGUAUUAUAGAAAAGAAAGUUCUUCCAUUAUGACGGCCAAGACCUUGCUCCCACCGGGCUUCCGCUUUCACCCAACUGAUGUCGAACUUAUUUGCUACUACUUGAAGAGAAAGGUAACAGGAAAGUCAUUUCGGUUUGAGGCUAUUUCUGAAAUCAAGCUGUACAAAUUUGCUCCUUGGGAACUUCCAGACAAAUCUUGUUUGCGAAGCAAAGAUCUAGAGUGGUAUUUCUUUUGCCCCCGAGAUAGAAAAUAUCCCAAAGGGUCUAGGGCAAAUCGUGCCACUGAUAUUGGUUACUGGAAGCCCACUGGAAAGGAUAAAGCUAUUAUCCAUAACUCUCAUACUGUGGGAAAGAGAAAGACUCUGGUCUUCCAUGUAGGCAAGCCACCACAAGGCAAUAGGACUGAGUGGGUGAUGUACGAGUACAGGCUAGAGGACAAGGAAUUGGUUGAUGCUGGAUCCUCACAAGACAUGUAUGUCCUCUGCAAGAUCUUCCAAAAAAGUGGUCCGGGUCCUAAAAUUGGUGAACAGUAUGGUGCCCCAUUCAAUGAAGAUGAUUGGGAAGAUGACACAAUUAUUGAGAAUGCCUUUUCGUUUCCUUGUGCACCAACUUCCAUACCAUUGGAUGAUCACCCUGUCUUGUUGGAGCCUAUUUGCCAACAAUCUGUAGCUUCUGGUCAUUGUGAGGUGUCUUCUACUCCUGAUCUUCCAGAUGCUGAUGGAAUGCUACUAGAGCAGCUGGCGGAGCUUCUCAAUGACUCUCCGCUUCAUUCAGAAAAUGCCCAUAACAAGAUAUCUAGUUCAGCUGUUCUGGAUGAAAAUAUCAAUGAAGUCUCUGGUGUAGAAACUGGAAUAUAUGAUGAACUGGAGGACCUGUCUGCUGAGGCAGGAAUAAAUGACAAUCUCAAUUACUCUGGCACCAUGGACAGGGAAUACGAGUUGCAGCCUAUGCUAUCAGAACUUGGCAGUGAACAAUAUGUGGAGCUGAAUGACCUUCGUUUUCUCUGGGAAAGUGAUUCCUCUGACUUGGUUAUGCGGGAUGAUCUGUUUGACCAGUAUCCACUUGUCGAAAAUCCUGGUUCCUUCCAUUUAAGUAACACAUAUGAUCAUCCCUUUUCCAUUGGUAGUGUCACUACUGCUGUCACAAAUGAUCCUCUUUCAGUGGGAGCUGAUAUGGUUGGUGAUAGAUCGACACUGUUUUUAGAGUUGGAAGAUUUGAGAUCGACACCAUUCUGUUUAUGAAGUGGAAGAUGAUGAAACUAUUUAUCUUGCAAGAAGUACUUGGAGCUAGUCAAAUGAAUCAAGUCAAGCACCAUAAUAAAUCCUUGUAGCUGAUUAUGCUUAUUGCAGGUGAGAAAACAAAUCAAUAAAGUAACGAGGAGUUCAGAGAAUACAGUGAGAUGAUAACAGAGCUUUUUUAGCUUAUGUCCUCAUCAGUAGAAAAGCAAUACAUGGUUCUCUCCGCAUCCUAUUCAGGCUCUGUAAACUAUGGCUCUGCGACCCAUCUCAGGUGGACAUUGAGGGCUGGUGAUUCCAGCUUGAUUGAUUCUAAUAUCUCCCUGAUGGCUACAUUUUCCUUACUGCAUUUUGCUAGACAUGCAUUCCUAAAGAUUUGACAAUUUUUCAUCUCAUGUCCAGUCACUGUUGAGUAUAGAGUCAGCUUGAUUAUCUGUUGUUACAUCUAGGAGUUCUCUGUUUGGAUUUGGGCUACUGCCAAUUGUCACUGGAAACUGGUAAACCUUCUUUAUUAGCAACUGUACUAUGUUUGCUGUUAAUACUUUCGUAUAGCUAUGUAGUGGAUCUUCGUGUGCAGAUGCAACAAUUUUCAUGUCUCUUGUUGCUUAUCAUUGUCGUGAAAGUCAGCUUCAUGGAUUGAUGGUGUCA